Molecule: messenger RNA, 501 nt
Organism: Amoebophrya sp. A120
Lineage: Eukaryota; Dinophyceae; Syndiniales; Amoebophryaceae
Source: the annotation of a GenBank genome assembly
AUGGCGUCGCGGGCGCGCGCGGAAAUGGCGCCGGUCGGUCGUUUUGUAUCUAUGCCGCGAGGCCUCCGGCUUUUGCUUCUUCGUUGUGUUGAGGCGGCUGGAAAAGGGGCGCCGGAGUCCGGGGCUUUGCCGAGGCUAGUAGUGGGGCCGCCCGUGUCUUCUUGUGUGUGCCAUUGGGGGCAGCGAAAGGAAGCCGGCGGCCCGAGCGUCAGCCACCCAGCGGCCAGCCUUGUUCUGCGGGUUUGCGGAUUAUUUCUAUUUUUUGCAUUGUUGCGAAAAGCUGUGGCGUUAAAGCGAAAAAGCAGGGCGGAAUCACGCAGCAGCCGCACAAGAGUGCCGGCGCGGCUCAGCUACUUGCAGCUUUUGCAAUUCAUUGCUCGCGCACAAUGGGACGGCGACGGCCGGCAUCCUCCGGCUGGCAGGCAAGCACUUUGCGCAAAUUCUGACGCCGCCCGCGAGCAAGGUCUGGUCCGCCGCCCCCAGCGAAUCUCUCGGCGGUAG